Molecule: messenger RNA, 4051 nt
Organism: Daphnia carinata
Lineage: Eukaryota; Metazoa; Arthropoda; Branchiopoda; Diplostraca; Daphniidae
Product: protein split ends-like
Exons: 7
Coding region: 825-3401 (858 amino acids)
Biological process (GO): regulation of transcription by RNA polymerase II
Cellular component (GO): nucleus
Molecular function (GO): DNA-binding transcription factor activity, RNA polymerase II-specific
Source: RefSeq, a predicted model, not a curated record
UUAAUAUUUUCCACGCAGACAGUUGACCGAGCCGCUCCAAGACACAAGCUACGGCUAGGCAGCUGGACAGUUUUUGUUGUAAUAGGAAUACAGGAAGAAGCUGAACUCGCUCAGAAAUAAAUGUGGGAUGCGGAAUUAUUUGUGACUAGUGCCUCUACACAAUCGGUCGAUAAUGCUCGUACGUAACGAGACACAAACAAGACUAGACGUCUAAAUGUGGGACGCUUAAUGUGUUCGAACGAAGCAGACCACGCUUUGGUCGUCGCAUCUUUCAGUUUUUGUGUCUGCUACAGUUGUUAUCACUCAGUUGAUUACUGGAUUCAAUAUUCUUGGCGAAAUACUAGUCUUCCCGUUCGGCCAAUUCGGAAAACAUGGCCGGUUAUGCAGUAAAACUUUGAAGAGAGAAAGAAGCCAUCCUUAGUAUGUGUUGUUUGCACACACCGAAGUUGGAUUGAGUGCCGUUGGACUCGUCCCCCCUCGAGUUUGACAAGUUCGUUGACCUACGUGCUACAUAUGUGUGACGUUUGUAUUGCCUUUCACUCUCUCCUUACCGUUGUUGCGUAAAACCCAUGAACCGUCAGAAAUACUUAAAUUUCUAGUGAAAACUGUGAAAUCGAAAGAGUGCAACAGAGUGUACGUCCUCAGUUUGAGGGUCCAGUCGAAACGGCUCAGGGCUUGACCUCAAUUUCGGCGUUUUUGUGAGCUGGCUUGCUGCUGCUGGCACACAAUAUACACGAAAAACCCGUCGAGCCGGCUUCUAUAGUUGUUCAGCCAUUUCAACCCGAAAAAAGACCUGGUGUUCAAAGGGUUCGUGCUCUCCUACGAUGGAGAACGGCAAUGGAAUAGACAGCUGUAACAAAGCAGAAGUGAACUCUGAGAAAAAGGCUGAAACUAUUGUUAUCAUGGCAUUGGAAGAAGGAAAGCCAGCGUCGGAUUAUGGCUUGGCUGGCGACAAACCGAAAAUGUACACUGUUGACAACGACAAAGACUCGUCACCCAAUCAAAAUGUUGAAUUACCCGAAGCCGUUACUGCAGAAGAGAACGUGGAAUUGAAAGAUUCGCCUAUCGAAAAAACAACAAACGAAGAAGACGAGGUUAAGCAAAACGGGGAUGUUGCCGAAUCGGCAAACAACGUUCUAACAAUCAAGGUGGAGCCUAAACCAAUAGAAACGGUUGAAGAGAAACCGUUAUCACCGCCCCCGGAGAAGACGAGUGCGGAGGCGUCAGACGAAAAAGCCAAAGAAGCGCCGGUGGUAGAGGCCAAACAGGAGAUGAUUGAAGAAGAAAUGCAAGAGGAAAAUGACAAGAAAAACCUCGGCGACAUGGAGAUUGAGGAUCAACAGUCGUCGACUUCAUCCUCCCCGUCGGCCUUGCACAUCCAUUUGGACGAUGAGGACAAGGACGAGUCCUUGAAUGACAAGGACAAGGAAACGGUAGACCCUUCACUACCUCUGAUCAGCAACGUGGUCAGUCUCUCGUCGAUCGCGUCAUCAUCGUCAUCUCUGACGCCUCCGCCUCCUACCCAGUCUCAUCAUUCACCGUCUACACAACCUCCUUCGCCCACACCUUCGGCCGAAUCAGGAAAUAGCAGCGUUCGUCGAACGACACUCCGCUUUAAACGCGGCAUAGAAAUCAGUUUCGAUGUUGAUCAAAACGGCCAACCCGUUACAGUCAAUAAUCACGAAACGGCAGCAAUGCCUUCGGCCUCGUCUGAAGAACCUCGACAGAAACGCGGGCGUAUAGACGAUGAGGACGAAGAAGAUACAAAUCAGCCGGAUGUAUCCGACUUGGAUGCCGAGGCAACGAACAACGUUUUGUCGUCUGUCCAAAAAGACAUCCGCACCCUACGUUUCAUGGCCAAACAAAAAGAGAAAGAGUGGAACUACAUUUUGAAGUUGAUGAAGGUCAAAGAAGAGCUUCAAGCCAAAUUGAUGAGAAGAAAAGAAGUGUUGAAAAUCACUUCAUCCAGCAGCCGAAAAAUUCAACCCAACUCCAGCCAAAUCCAUACGGUGGCUCAAACUCAUAUUCCACCGCAACAACAAUCGAGUGCAGCCAAUUUGCAGACUCUCAUAAACCACUCAUUUAACGCAAUGAUGGGCAAAUCGUCAGGCCCGUCAAAAAGUAUCAUGCCCAACAGCCCUGCGAUGAACCAUCAACAAUCGCAACAACUUAUCCAACAACAGCAGCUCCACCAUCAACAAAUUCAACAACAGCAACUACAUCAACAUCAGCUCCAACAGCAAGCCAAAUUGAACCGCCAACGACCAAUUUUGCCAAAGCCCAGCAUGCAAAUCCAUCCGGAGGUUCAAAUGUGGAAUCAGCAACAGAACCAGCAGCAAAGUCAACACCACCAUCAUAAUAAUCAUAACAGCUCGAAUCAGCAACAUCAUCAUCACCAUCAUCAUAACACGGUAGUCGAUUCAGCUGUGGGUGCGUGUGCGGAUUCGCAGGCUGAUGCUCGGAAUCGCCAAGGCACAGUUAGCGUUCAAUCCCUCAUUGCCGACUACAGAGCCAAACAUCCUGAAGAAAUACCCACUCGAGGAAGACGAAUCCGCCAACCUUCCAGGAUUUGUAACGAUCCCAACUCGUCGAGUAGUCCACCUCCAAAUUCACAACCCGGUGGCCAGGAGGGUGCAAACAUGAGUUUCAAGGACGUACUGCUCCAGUUCGCCAAAAUGAGCAGCCGCCAAGGUCACCCUAAUCCCGUGGAUAUGAUCCAAGUGGGAAAAGAGUCACCCGGUACAUCUGGAAAUAGCGCCAUGGGAGCGGGAAGCAGUGGUAGUAGCAGCGCGGCAGCUUUACAAAGUCUGGCUGCUGCUCGUAAUGCGCGCAGCAGCCCACAUGCGGCCGCUUUAUCCGCCGGAUCUAUACUCCAAAGCGCGCUCAGUGGCAGCCGCUCUAACCCCAAUUUUGCUCCAACGUUGGCCCAGCUGCUCACCAAUCCGGCCAACGAGCAACAACAGCAACUUCCUCAGCAGUCACCGUUAGGUGGCAACCAGCCAACAGUUUCAAUUCCAAUUGCAACAGCCUCUUCCUCCGCAUCUUCGGCGGCCGUUGCGGCCGCUGCAGCAGCAGCAUCUGUGGCUUCAUCGGCUGAAGUCUUAACUCUGUCCAACCUAUUAGCCACUGCCAGGGGCCAUGUGACUAUCACGUCUGAACGAUCCGAUCUCACCAAUGACGACGUCACAGUUGUGGGCGGUUCAACUUCCGGCGGCCGGAAUGUGUCAUCCAAUAAUGGCAACUACUUGCGGACGAGCGGUGGUAGCGAAGUGCCAAAGUGUCAAGGUUGUAAUGAGCGGGUGGCGCAAUUUGUCUGCGCCGGAUGCUCGAGCCAAUGGUAUUGCAGUCGAGAAUGUCAGGUGGCUGCCUGGGAGGAGCAUUCUGAACAUUGCGUAGGUUAAACUUGACGUGAGACAAUACCAAAAUUCAAAGGACAAUUCCAUCCACACCAGGGUGAGGACGUAAGGACUGAAAAAAGAAAAAGAAAAUUUAUAUUUUUUAAUAGAAAUGAAAAGAUUCAAGAAUGUAUCAGUGCAAAAGCCGUCGAGUCGGCCAUCAUCAGUUUACUGGUUUUUGUUUCGAAUGAAAACGAAAUGUUGUCUACAUAUCCACUUUUUAAAUGUGUUUCGAUUGACACGCUAUUAUGUUGCGUAUUACGUCAAUCGUAAUGCUCAGUUUAUUUUCUGCCAUUUGAUUUUUUUUUCUUUAAAAGAAAUAUUAUUUUCUUUUUUGAGUUAUAAGAUAGAGGGGGAGAGAAAGAGACAUUUGUUUCGGCUAGUCACUACUAAAAAAAAAUUUAUCUAUCUCUUCUGUUAAUCCUUGAUUCUUAUGUUUCAUAGCAUCACGCAUUUUUCUUUACCAUCCAUCCCUGUUGACAUAUUCCGCCACGACUUCCCUUUUCAAAAAUCCCCGGUUGCAUUAAAAAUUAAGUUGUCUUAAUUUCUUUUUUGUUUCACAUUGUUUUCGGCUUAUGCAUAUUAUGCCGUAUCAUGACGAUUUAAUGAGUUUUUUUCUUUUACAAAAAUAAAAGUUCAAUCAAUUUCCAGCAUUA